Molecule: messenger RNA, 2905 nt
Organism: Nymphaea colorata (pocket water lily)
Lineage: Eukaryota; Viridiplantae; Streptophyta; Magnoliopsida; Nymphaeales; Nymphaeaceae
Exons: 3
Coding region: 602-2572 (656 amino acids)
Source: RefSeq, a predicted model, not a curated record
CAACAUCAUAAAUUUUCUCAUGAUGAACUCAACAAUGGGCAAUGUCCAAACCAGGGGCAAGGGUGAUCCAUAAGAAAGCAAAAGACUACUGUAGCGGUCGGACCCAUUUUCUGUAACGGUUCAAAUUUGGCUCUAAAUGAGGGUGAACUCGACAACCCAAUUCAUCAUUGAUGAUCAGCUUCCUUGUCCAGAAUCUAGACGACAGGGAGACACUAAUCUCUUUGAAAUUUUGUUGGAGAUGAUAGAAGAAAAGGUGGAAGGAUCUGCCAUUGAAUGCAGAUAUAUAUGAGGGUAAGGAACCAAUCCCGUUUCACCUCUUUGAACAGGUCAAUUAUCCAGGAAAUUUUCCUUCGGUUCGAGAAGUAGGGUAGAAAUUUCCGGAUUGCUUCCUGAGUUGGAAAUUGACCCCCAACGGCUUUCACAAGGUGACGCCAUGACUUUUCCUCGCGCAGGGGAGUCUUAACAGAGGAUACCAACAUGAAAAAUCCAUGAUUUCUAGUUCCGGGAGGCGAACAAUCUUCUCUGCCUUUUGACCAGAUAGAGUGGUAGGAGAAUUCUAUGUUUCCGGUGGCGUUUUCGUAGGUUGUAUCAGAGGAUUGUCAUGGGGAGGAAGUUGAAGGCUUGGUCUGGAUCUGCAAAUUACAGGAGCUUCGAGCUCAAUCUCUUGGUUCAUGGCAUCAAAGGUCUGACGAUCGGCGACGGCGAGAAACGGGAGAAUUACAGCAUCAUAUUGCAGAUCCAAUGGAAAGGACGGCGAAAUCGAGCUGGGUACCGGUCAAAAUCGGUUAGAAAUACGACGGCCACGCAAUGCGUUCAAGGUGAUGGCUCUGUUAAUUGGAACGAAUCAUUUGAUCAUAUAUGCAAGCUGAAGUUUCUGAACACGAGAUGCUCAUCAAGUUGGGACAUUCAUCUCGAGGUUCAUGGUUUGGCUCAAGAUUCAGAUAGCAGGACAUCAGUUCUCGGCAAAGUUAUGUUGGACCUGGCAGAGUUUGUCACUCUGGAUUGUUCGAAAAGGACCAUUCAGAUUCCAGUUUGUUGCAAUGUUGGAGGAUCUACCAUGGAAACCGAAUUGACGAUGACGCUUGCUUUGUCUGAGAUCAAAACUAAGAGGAGAACCAUGAUCACCCGUGCAAAAUCUCUUUUCUCCUCCGGCGGAUCGUGCAAAGGUCUUUCCCAAAUCGACGAUGGGUCUCAAUUUGUGAUUUCACGGGGGAAGGAAAUGGCUAAAGCAAUUGAACGUGAAGCAGAGAAACAAAAUUCUUCAGAGUAUGAUGGGACCAGCGACUGCAGAUUCACCCCGGAGCAGUCGAAGGAACUUACAGGUACUGAAUCGUCAUCUUCUUCUUCAUCCGAAGAGGAGCCUGAAUUUGGUUAUGGCAACAUAGCCGAAACAAAUCUUUUGGUCGGAAUACAAAUCAGAAAUCAGGAAGGCGACAGGAUCGAAAGCCGGGAAGGUCCUACAUCAGCCUCUGAUUGUCAAACUGCUCCAAGGGCUACGCUCUUCAACCUCCUUUCAUGGAAAACCGCAAGUUUCAGAGGGUCUUACCGACACAAAGGUAUACCAUUACUUAAGAAGGACUGCGAACAUGGCGGUGAUGAUAUCGACGAUGAUCGGCGUAAUCAACCAAAUCAGCAAUCAGCAUCAUCAAGCCCAAGUAAAAUCCCUUCCCCAACAUCAGGAUUUGAUGAUGAUAAUUCCUUUGAGGUUGGAUCUUGGGAAAAGAAACUACUGGUUAGCAGGGAUGGGCAGUCGGAACUGUUCACGAGUACCUUCUUCGCAUCAGUCGAUCAGUGCAGCGAGAAGGUAGCCGGAGAUGGUGCCUGUGCUGUUCUUGUUGCUGUUAUAGCUGAUUGGCUUCACAGGAACAAAGAGACUCUGCCUCUGAAAUGCCAAUUUGACCAGUUGAUAAGAGAAGGAUCAUUGGAGUGGAGAAAGCUCUGUGAAAAUGAGACUCACAUGGAGAGGUUCUCGGACAAGCACUUCGAUAUUGACACUGUCCUUGAAGCAAAAGUGCGCCCGCUCUCAGUUGUUUCAGAAAUGUCAUAUAUUGGAUUCUUUGUGCCAGAUGACAUGACAGAGACCUUCGAUUUUCUGGAGGGGGCAAUGAGCUUUGACAGUAUAUGGGAAGAACUUGUCAAUAACGUUGGACCUGAAGGGAGUGUUUACAUUGUUAGCUGGAAUGAUCAUUUUUUCCUCCUGAAAGUGGAAAUGGAGACUAUUUACUUGAUUGACACACUUGGGGAAAGACUACACGAGGGCUGCAACCAAGCUUUCAUGUUGAAGUUUGACAAGGAUACAACAGUCUAUGGAUUGCAGCCAGGCAAUCCUGACAGGGAGUUGCAGGACACAAGUGACAGUGCCUCAGACCAAGCCAAGGCAGAAAAAGAUGCAGAUUUAGUUAGGGAGAUCAUAAGCCAAGGACGGACUUCCUGCAAAGCAUUUAUCAAGAAGUUUUUGGCAGCCUUGCCUCUGAGGGAACUGCAAGUUGACAUGAAAAAGGGAUUAGUCAGGGAAGACAUGUUGCAUCGUCGUCUGCAGAUCGAGUUCCAUUAUACAUCUCUUUGUGACUAGCCAAGUAUUAAGAGAAACAUGCACAGAUCACAUCGCUGACCAAUUUACUUCCUCAUUCCAGAAACAGUGGCACGUUGUGGCCGGUUCUGUGGACGGUCAACAUGAUUUUCUUUGAUAAGUCUGCCUUGGAAUUUUUGUCCAAUAAAGAGAAUGUCAAUAUGAGAUGUACAUAUGCAUGCCCAGCGGAGCAUAUUCUAGAUUGCACAGUCCAUGUAGCUAAUAAUUAGUGCAUGUAAAGGUUUUUUGGAUUUUUAUGAGUGAAUAUCAAUUGCAUGUUAUUUUUGUAUGAUUUGGACAAUACAAAGAAAUCCACAAAAGAUAUGUGAUUCUUUA